UAGUUACAUGACAACAUAUCGAAAUGUUAAAAAUUUGAGCCUGAAAAUUUGACUAGUGAAAUAUAAAGCAAUGCAGGAGGUCUCAGACGCUCCUCUUUCUAUCGAUCUUUGUUUGGGAAAGGCCCAGUGAUGAAUCGACCCUGCCUGGGAUCAACCAACCUAUAUACGAGUGUAAGCGACUAGCCAAGGAACCAGUCUUGCUUCGAGUUCUUCUUCCAAUUUCCGGCCAAUCUCUGCAAGUGCAAGUCUCUAUUUGAUUUCCUGUUCCAUUCGAUACAAGAUUUUAGGGUUCCUAGUUCAAUUUAGGGAUUAUCCCCAGUAUUCCUACUGUUAAAUUCAUCUAAUUUGCUCUGAUUUGUUAAGCAUCUAUGCAUUUCUUGCCUCUGUUGUUUGGUCUCCCAAAGAUGAAUAGAUGAUGCGAUGUAAAGUUGAUAUCUUUUAAUGUUUUGGAAUUGGGAUAAACAAAAUCAGGAAUCAGUUGAUGUUGAAUUAGCUUAUUGCUCACUUCUCCAUUGCUAAGUAUUAAUGCUGAAAGCCUGGAGCCCAGAACCAUGAUUCAGUGAUUUCAGGGUUAUAUUGCAUUGCUCUUCUGUUUGUUCUUUUCUUGUCUUUUUUGUUGUUUUCUCUUUGUAUAGAUUAGAUAUAAUGUGAGGCUCACUACAUCCCCUGACUAGGUGUGUGUAUCUUUGAAGUUGAUAAAAUCUCUAGCCGUCAAGUUUUUUUCUUUCUUUCAUUUUACUAAGAAGUUUUAGCCCCAUCCAGGUUUUCAUUCCUGGAUCCGCCACUGGACAAAACCAAUGGCUAUUAUUUGCAGCAACAUUUCCCUUAGGCGUGUAUUAACAACGCUCGUGCUUAUGACAAUCCUAGCGGCUGAGAAAAGGGUGUGCAUCCGGAUCCCAGAUCAGAUCACUGAAACUACAAGGCUAGGGAUCCACCCAACGACCAGCCCGCCUUUGAAAUCAGCAGUUUUUGCUCUGGGUUGCUUUUGGAGGUCUGAAGCUGUGUUCGGGUGCUUGAAUGGGGUUCUUCAGACCACUGUUGGUUAUGCUGGAGGAUCCAAAACCAAUCCUGAGUACAGAAGUUUGGGUGAUCAUGCCGAGUCUGUGCAGGUGGUAUAUGAUGAAAGGCUAAUCAGCUUCAGGCAACUUUUGGAGGUUUUCUGGUCUAGUCAUGAUUAUAGACAAGUAUUUGGGCAAGGUCCUGAUGUGGGUAACCAAUACAGAUCUAUUGUUUUUACAAAUGGAACUGAAGAGUCUAGAUUGGCUUCUGUAAGCAAAGGGAGAGAGCAAACUAAGUCAAAGAGCAGCAUUGUCACUACUCAAAUCCAACCACUUGGAACAUUUUAUCCUGCUGAGCCUGAACAUCAGAAGUUUGAGCUGAAGCGCAGGCCAUUCCUUCUUCAACUAAUGGGAAACUUGCCUGAAGAGGAACUUGAGAGGUCACAUUUGGCAGCGAAACUGAAUAGCUAUGCCGCAGAGCUUUGCCCUCCAAAUAUUCAGAAGAAGAUUGAUGUAAAGAUCAACGAGAUUAUUAAAAAAGGAUGGCCAAUUUUGAGUGACUUGUAGAUGGCCUUUGCAGUAGAGUUUUAGGUCUCGCAUUUGUACGCCAUUUAUAUGCCUGGUCAAGCUGGUUUUCCGAGAACGCCCAUCUGUAGAAUAGGCAAUCCAAUUCAUCAGUGCUCUUUGCCCAGUCUGGCUCAUCAUUAUGUAUGCAUCUAGAAAUCUCCGAUUGCAUAAAGUACGAUGAUCAUUCAGUGUCUUCUAACUCGUAUAAAAUUUAUUCAUUUUUCUCUA
Molecule: messenger RNA, 1793 nt
Organism: Rosa chinensis
Lineage: Eukaryota; Viridiplantae; Streptophyta; Magnoliopsida; Rosales; Rosaceae
Product: peptide methionine sulfoxide reductase A5
Exons: 4
Coding region: 798-1565 (255 amino acids)
Biological process (GO): cellular response to oxidative stress
Cellular component (GO): cytoplasm
Molecular function (GO): peptide-methionine (S)-S-oxide reductase activity
Source: RefSeq, a predicted model, not a curated record